Molecule: messenger RNA, 1639 nt
Organism: Girardinichthys multiradiatus
Lineage: Eukaryota; Metazoa; Chordata; Actinopteri; Cyprinodontiformes; Goodeidae
Product: C2 calcium-dependent domain-containing protein 4C
Exons: 1
Coding region: 36-1151 (371 amino acids)
Source: RefSeq, a predicted model, not a curated record
AGUAACGUGAUUUGAGAACAAAGUCUAAAUCAACUAUGUGGGUCCUUGGGAAGGUCAGGGAGAGCAUGGAGAGCAUUCCUCUGGAGUUGGAUUCUUACAUUGGAAUGAGGGAUGAUGAUGCUUUAUUCUCCUCAAAGACCAGCCUUUCUCAGAAUCUCCACGCAAACAUCAUUACUCCCAACAACAUCCCUGAGUUCUGCCUGCCUCCGCAACUUUGCAAGAGACAUCCAAAGAGUGAAAAGAGUGAAGACCCAUCAGUGCCUCAGAAGGCUCCAAGACGACCUUUGCCAUUCUCUGCAGAGUGCUACGGCCUGGCUGGGAUGUACGAGAGCCUGAACACUCGAAGGAAAGAGUCUUUGUUCCAUUCACAAAGGCCUGUGUACAUGUUCGAAAGACGCAUCCCUACCACAAAGCACAGACAGAUGGAGACAACCCCACAAAAGAAAACUUUUUUAGAGUUCCUCCCAUUGUUUGCAUUCAAAAGUCUAUCAGAAGCAGCAAGCACAGAAGCUGAAAUUCCUUCCAGUUCCAAACCACCCAGAAACGUCCAAUCCAGAAGCCAGCAUCUUAAAGAAACUGCAUCCUGUCCUUCAUUAUUCGAUAUCAUGGAGAAGAGCAUAAAGGCAAAGAAAUUAGGUUUAAGUUUGCCAACUUUUUCCUGGAGCCGGUCAACCUCGGAGAGAAAUCCACCCACCCUGUCCCCACCUGUCCUCCAUUCACUGGACUUCCUCCACUGCCAGGAGAGACUUCACCAUGAACACAUCCUUUCUUUGCAGGGCCGAGGCAGAGUUCGCUUUUCCACUGAGCACACCACAUUCUCUAAUGGUACUUCCACUAUCAGAGUGCGUGUGGUGUCUGUGGAGGGCUUGUUGGAUCAAACUGAACAACAAACCCUGAACUGUGCUGUUAAUCUGUGCCUGAUACCGGGGAAGCUGCAGCAGCAGGAGAGCGCCAUCAUCAGGAACUGCCGUUGCCCUGUUUUUAAUGAAGAUUUCUACUUCACAGAGCUGAGUCACAAGGAUCUGCUAGAGCUGCAGCUCAGGUUAAAAGUGGUAGAUAAAGCUGCAGCAGGAGCUUUCAGGAGGGGAACAGUGAUCGGGAUUAUCUUUAAAUCACUAUCCCAGCUGUUAUCCUCUGAGGAACAGGUGUAAGAGCAGAUAUGGAUCCCAUAUGUUUAGGAAAAACAUGAGAUCCUAUUUUUUUCUGUGAUGACACUGUCAUUGAAAUUUUGUUACUGCUUUUAUCACUUUUAGUCGUACAUAAUCACUUUUAAUUAUAGCUACUCAAAAGGUAACAUAAACAAAAUGCUCAUAAUUGCUCAAAUACUAGAUUUUUCUCAGGAGAUCAAAAGACUCACAGAGGUAACACUGAACUGUAUGUCUCCAGGUGGGGACACAAAUCUAAAAUCUGCUGCUCGGACUUUAUAGCUGACAAGAUUUUUCAAAAAGAACCUGAUGUAAACACAAUGCUGCAAACAGGGUGUUUGCUUUGUUUUAGAUAUGAAAACAACAAAAAUGCUGAUUUGUUUUGCUAUGUUUGUGAUGUUAUGCUUUGUAUUAUUUCCUAAUUUCUUUCAUGAAUGUGCACAAGUAAGUAAUUUAACAUUUUGUAGCACUUUUGAUAUACACACGUGGACAAA